Molecule: messenger RNA, 1059 nt
Organism: Lodderomyces oxycetoniae
Lineage: Eukaryota; Fungi; Ascomycota; Pichiomycetes; Serinales; Debaryomycetaceae
Gene: SUA71
Product: transcription factor TFIIB
Exons: 1
Coding region: 1-1059 (352 amino acids)
Biological process (GO): regulation of DNA-templated transcription; transcription preinitiation complex assembly; transcription initiation at RNA polymerase II promoter
Cellular component (GO): nucleus; transcription preinitiation complex
Molecular function (GO): RNA polymerase II general transcription initiation factor activity; TBP-class protein binding; sequence-specific DNA binding
Source: RefSeq, a predicted model, not a curated record
AUGUCAUCAGCGGUAGCAGCUACAUUAGCAUCAAACAAAGUAGAAGCCCGCGAAUAUAUUGGGCCUAAUUUGAAUGUCACUUUGACAUGUCCCGAAUGUAAAAUCUUUCCACCUGACUUGAUUGAGCGAUUCAGUGAGGGGGACAUUGUGUGCGGAAGUUGUGGAUUAGUUUUGAGUGAUCGGGUGGUUGACACAAGAUCUGAAUGGAGGACGUUUAGUAAUGAUGAUCAAAACGGAGAUGAUCCAUCGCGUGUGGGUGACGCAGGGAAUCCGCUUUUGGAUACGGAAGACUUGUCUACAAUGAUUUCGUAUGUGCCUGAUAAUACCAAAGUUGGCCGGGAAUUAAGUCGAGCACAAUCCAAGUCUUUGGUUGACAAGAAGGAUAACGCCUUGGCAGCAGCCUACGUAAAGAUCUCUCAAAUGUGUGACGGAUACCAGUUGCCCAAGAUAGUACAGGACGGGGCCAAAGAGGUGUACAAGAUGGUUUACGAGGAGAAGCUUCUUAGAGGUAAAUCCCAGGAAUCUAUCAUGGCUGCAUCGAUAUUUAUAGGCUGUCGUAAGGCGAAAGUGGCUCGUUCUUUUAAGGAAAUCUGGGCAUUAACGAAUGUUCCCAGGAAAGAAAUUGGAAAGGUGUUUCGAAUAAUGGACAGAAUUAUUCGUGAAAAGAAUGCAGCAAACCCACAAUCUGCAGCAUAUUACAGUCAAGACAAUAUUCAAACUACUCAAACCUCUGCAGAAGAUUUGAUUAGAAGAUUUUGCUCACAUCUUGGUUUGAAUACCCAGGUGACAAAUGGAGCUGAAUAUAUAGCAAGAAGAUGCAAAGAAGUGGGUGUUUUGGCAGGAAGAUCUCCUACAACCAUUGCCGCAACUGUUAUUUAUAUGGCUUCAUCAGUUUUUGGAAUUGAUUUACCACCUUCAAAGAUUUCAGACAAGACUGGUGUCAGUGAUGGGACAAUCAAGACGUCUUACAAGUACAUGUACGAAGAAAGAGAAAAGUUGGUUGACCCAUAUUGGAUUGAAACAGGGAAAGUUAAGUUGGAAAACAUUCCAAAGAAUUAA